Molecule: messenger RNA, 234 nt
Organism: Pseudocercospora fijiensis CIRAD86
Lineage: Eukaryota; Fungi; Ascomycota; Dothideomycetes; Mycosphaerellales; Mycosphaerellaceae
Exons: 1
Coding region: 1-234 (77 amino acids)
Biological process (GO): DNA-templated transcription
Cellular component (GO): RNA polymerase II, core complex; RNA polymerase III complex; RNA polymerase I complex
Molecular function (GO): DNA binding; zinc ion binding; DNA-directed RNA polymerase activity
Source: RefSeq, a predicted model, not a curated record
AUGUCGCGCGAACAAUAUACCCCACCGUCGCUCUCUCAGCAAGGCCAAGCUUCUGGCUCUGGAACCGGUGGCUUCAACAUCACAGGCCAAGGCAGCACAUUCGAAGACACCUCGAAGCCAGUCCACUAUCUCUGCGGCGACUGCGAUAACAAAGUCGUGUUGAAGAAGGGCGAUCCGAUCCGAUGUAAGGAGUGUGGAUAUCGCGUGCUGUACAAGGAGAGGACGAAUCGGUGA